AUGUCUUCAACAACUUUCAACAUCACCACUACAAAGCAAAAGCUAACAAGAAAACUCAAUAUCCUUCAAAAACUAAUCGAAGAUUCAAACCAAUACAGACCAGAGUGGGAGUUUCCCAGUGACAACUCCGAACUAAAACUCUUCGUCUUAACAAACCAAAUAUCAUUGACUAAGUUGAGACAACAAUUGGACGAACAAACAGAGCAAACUUGGACACUCUACGAAUCCAGUAUCCAAGCAAUAGCAACCAUGGAGGAAGAUAAGACACUGGAAGAAACUUUUAACGAUUACUGGGAAGAAAAACAAGGAGACAAAACAAUAUCCAUUGCAACACUAUUAUCCCAACAACUGUACAAGAGGCUAAUAGAACUCGAAUGUCAAGCAGCCGCCUUUGAUCUUUCACAAACCAAUUCAGUAAACCAAGGCAACAAUAACUCCAAAGAAACAAACCAAGAGUCUCUCAUUCAACUAUUUAAUUCCUUAAUGAUUGACCAAGAAUUAUUCAUUGGCGACAUAAAGCUACCGGAAUUCCAUGGCAAUCCCUCGGAAUUCGGUCCAUUUUGGGAACUCUUUCAAGAACUGGUUCAUAAACAACCCUUUUCUAACAUACGGAAACUUUCAAUUCUCCUGAGCUGCUGCAAAGGAGAUGCGGCAAGAUGUCUACAAAUGAUUCCUCGGACCGCAGACUCAUAUGAAAAGGCAAUAGAACAAUUGAAAGAUCAAUACGAAGACCCAAGGCGAAUAACCAUACAAAUGAUUCGUCAACUUACAUCCAUGAAACCAUGCAAUAACGACCCACGUUCCCUGCGCAAUAAUCUUAAUGACAUUAAAGCCAUUAUAGCUACACUACAAAAGCAAGGAGAAAUGGUGGAUAACUCUUAUAUGGUUACUCUGGUAACCGAAACAUUCUCAAAACCAAUUCAAGAGGAAAUAGCUAGCAAACAGUUCGAUAGUGGAUGCCAAUGGACAAUGGAAGACCUUCUAGUAAACCUAACGACUAUUAUCAAACGUAGGGAAUUCAUCGAAAGUCGCAACGAAAACCCUAAUGAAGAACACUCGGUAUUCCACACACGCACCCGUGACCAAAGGGUGCCAUACUGCAUUGGGUGCGAACGUGCCCAUGCGUUCGAAAAUUGUGAUAAAUAUCGCACUAUCCCCCAAAUGAUUGGAAGACUCAAGUCACUAGGCGCCUGUUGGAAAUGUUUUGACUCACGCCACAAGACAAAAUACUGUCAUAUGCCAGACUGUGCCAACUGUGGCGGACACCAUAAUCCAAUCCUAUGCCAACGAGAAUCCGCCAAGUCACAGUCAACUUUCCAACCACCCUUUCAAGGUCAAUCAUCAAUACCAGACACUAGAGAACGUCGCUGGAAUCAUAGCACACUUCCUCACACUGUCAUGUGGAGGCACCAUAGACCUGAGAGAAACUCUCAAGAGGACAAUAAUAUGCAAAGACCGAAGCCGCUAUUUAAGACGCUCAUCACUUUUCCCACGAAGACGAAGACAAAACGUAACAAAAAGAAGUCUUACGUGAACUUCCAACUAAACCUUCCAUCCCAUCCCGACACCGAAGUAGAGUUCAUUGAUGGGAUAACAUCGAAUGCCAGACUAAUGGUGGUCCCACUAAAGAUACAAAAUAAAUACAUCAACAAGAGAGAGCAAGUUUACGCCCUUUUAGACUCGGCAUCAGAUCAAUCGUUCAUCUCUUCAUCAUUACUAGAAAGACUACACCUUAUACCUCGUUCGGAAAUCUCCAUUACAAUUAAUACAUUUGGAGGACAUGCCGAGAAGAAGCACGUAAAACGUGUCGAAGCUUUAUUACUGAACCUACAAGAACAACCCUUGGAAGUAACACUGCUUACAACCAAUACAAUAUCACACGCGAUCCCACUGUUAGAGCUCAAUGAGGAAGACAAGUUCUUCCUAAAAUGCAACUUUCCUAACCUCCAAGAAUACUGGCUGCACGACGCAACAACAGAAGUUGUUCCUGAUAUACUAUUGGGAAUGGACUACUUCAACAUCAUACUCCGAACAGGCGAACCUCUGGUGCAAUUACCUUCAGGACUCCACAUGACACCAACUUUCUUCGGUCAUAUUAUAUGUGGAGCACCACACAAUAAGAAUACCAAGAUGAAACUUCUAUCAAACAAGAUCAGCAAUGUAAACCAUACCAAAUGCACUAAUAUAAACCAUUCCCAAUGCACUUACAACCAAACUAACUUUGGCUAUUCCAAUCUACGGAAACUACCCAACGCUGUCAAUGAAGUGCUACAUACGAACGAUGAGCCAACAAAAGCCCCAUACUACAUGCCUCAUCAAGCUUCAAUAACGACUACUAGUACGACGACUAAUACCAAAAUUGUCCGUUUUUAUAAAAUGCCGAAACAACCAAGACUCAACGACUCUAUCCAUAAAAAGCCACCACUCUUGGCUAACUUACGUAACAUACUAUUGAAAGCAAAACUCAGUUCCAAGAUUAUGACAGCCGGAAUGCAAAAAGGUUCCCACUUGAAUUCCUUGCAAAGAUCAGAACGCGACUCAGUACAAUUUCUACGGCUCAUGCUUGCGAAACAACCACUAAUACCCAACAACAUGAAAACCUUUCGCUUCUGUCGUCUGCCCUUUAAUAUAAAAGCAUCGCCACUCUUACUCGGAAUCCCGAUCCACCAUAGACAAGAGCAAGAAAAGGAGCAAAACGAACCCAGUCUACCAGCCAGUCAGCUAACUCUAUGGAAAUACUGGCUUACAAUGGCACCAACAUUAACACCAAUCCAGGCCACAUGCCCUCUAAGCAGACACGGCCCACACUUACAGUUUCUGACAAGAGAAAUCAAUUGGCAGUCUCUGCAGCAAUCAGAACGAAUGCAAGUCUACGGAAUUGAAUACUGUAUUGAAAAACACGAACCAGACCACAAGAUAACCGCUCAACUUCCAUUUGAAGUUAAACUUCAUACAUUCCACUUCACAUUGGAAUCGGUAAUUAGAAAAGUAAUAGAAGCAAAAUACUGGGCGGCCCCCUCAAGCCGAAACCAUGACCAAAUGAAAUGUAAUUUCUGUAUAAAAGUUGGUCCAAAUCCAGAAUGCAGGAUAAGAAAAGCAAGUAACGUGACCACAAUAUCCAUCUACGCCAUUGUUCUGACGGCAUACAUUACAUCUAAUGGUCACUUGUAA
Messenger RNA from Ostertagia ostertagi, 3171 nucleotides. The record is from the annotation of a GenBank genome assembly. Lineage: Eukaryota; Metazoa; Nematoda; Chromadorea; Rhabditida; Trichostrongylidae.